AUGUCUUUCUCGGCGGACAAGGUCAGCCAUUUGAAGGGAGCUUUCUCCCAACGCCGCUUUUCGAGUUCAAAGGAUCCUACUGAGAGUGAGCUUGGCUCCUCGAUCCAUCGCCAAUUCCGCCAGUCACACGAAGGUCACAAGCCCCACGCCGGUCUCGACGCGACGCGCGCCUCGACAGGUGUCGUCUGGACAUCGGAACAAGCAUACAAGCACGGUUUCCUCGAACACCCAGAGGAAUGGGCCAACCUGGGUCAGGGUGCGCCUGAGGUCGACGACAGCAUUGAGGGCUGCUUCGAGAGGCCGAGAGAGGUGGAUAUCAGUGCUCACGGCAGAGAGUACGGUCCUACCGCUGGUAUCAGGCCGCUGAGAGAGGCGGUUGCAACGCUAUACAAUGAGCACCACCGCAAGUGGCGCAAGAGUCAAUACACAUGGGAGAAUGUUUGUAUCGUCCCUGGUGGACGUGCUGGUUUGAUCCGUAUCGCUGCUGUGCUGGGCAACUGCUACUUGGGUUUCUUCAUUCCCGAUUACACCGCAUACAACGAGAUGUUGUCGCUUUUCCGAAACAUUGCCGCCAUUCCCGUCCCUCUAGGCGAGGCGGACCAAUACCACAUGUCGCCCGACAAGAUUGCAGAGGAAAUUGCCCGUGGUACCUCUGUCAUUCUCACAUCAAACCCCCGUAACCCAACGGGUCAGAUGGUCACCAACCCCGAACUCGCCCAGAUUCAGAACAUUUGCAGAGACCGCGCGACUCUGAUCAUGGACGAGUUUUACUGCGGAUACAACUACACCACCAACUGUGAUGGUACCGUCAUCUCGGCCGCCGACAAUGUCGAAGAUGUGGACGAGGAUGACGUGCUCAUCAUUGACGGCCUGACCAAGCGAUUCCGUCUCCCAGGAUGGCGUGUAGCGUGGGUCAUUGGACCCAAGGAAUUCAUCCAGGCCAUUGGCUCCUGCGGUUCCUACCUUGAUGGAGGCUGCAACGUGCCCUUCCAAGAGGCCGCCGUCGAGAUGCUUUCUCCUCCCCGCGUCCGCAACGAAAUGCGUGCUCUGCAAAUGCACUUCCGCACCAAGCGCGACUACGUCAUUGGCCGUCUCCAGGAAAUCGGCUUCAAGUUCCCCUACAUGCCCAACUCGACUUUCUACCUCUGGCUCGACCUUUCCAACCUCCCUGAGGGUAUCAACGACGGUCUCAACUUCUUCCAGGCCUGUCUCGAGGAGAAGGUUAUUGUUGUCCCUGGUAUCUUUUUCGACCUCAACCCUAGCAGGCGUAGGGACUUGUUCGACUCGCCCUGCCACCACUUUGUCAGGCUGAGCUAUGGCCCUCGCAUGGAUGUGCUGGAGAAGGGUCUGGACUCGAUUCAGAGAAUUGUGACAAAGUACAGGGAACAGCCGCAAAAGCACCGUGCUGUGUCACAUAGGCCCCGUGGUACUCCCAUGUAA
Molecule: messenger RNA, 1440 nt
Organism: Bipolaris oryzae ATCC 44560
Lineage: Eukaryota; Fungi; Ascomycota; Dothideomycetes; Pleosporales; Pleosporaceae
Exons: 5
Coding region: 1-1440 (479 amino acids)
Biological process (GO): biosynthetic process
Molecular function (GO): pyridoxal phosphate binding
Source: RefSeq, a predicted model, not a curated record